ACGCCCAGCAGCCAUUGGGUUCCCGCGUCGCAUACUUAGGACCCCGCAGCAUGGCUGUUAAGAAGAUCGCGAUCUUCGGUGCCACCGGCAAGACUGGGCUCACCACCCUGGCGCAGGCGGUACAAGCAGGUUACGAAGUGACCGUGCUGGUGCGAGACUCCGCCAGGCUGCCGUCGGAGGGCCCCCAGCCGGCCCACGUGGUAGUGGGUGACGUUCUGCGGGCAGCUGAUGUGGACAAGACGGUUGCCGGGCAGGAUGCUGUCAUUGUGCUGCUGGGCACUGGCAGUGACCUCAGUCCCACUACAGUGAUGUCCGAGGGUGCCCGAAACAUUGUGGCAGCCAUGAAAGCUCAUGGAGUGGACAAGGUCGUGGCCUGCACCUCGGCCUUCCUGCUAUGGGACCCAACAAAGGUGCCCCCACGCCUGCAGGACGUGACUGACGACCACAUCCGGAUGCACAAGGUGCUGCAGGAGUCAGGUUUGAAGUACGUGGCUGUGAUGCCGCCACACAUAGGGGACCAGCCGCUAACUGGGGCCUACACAGUGACACUGGAUGGACGAGGGCCCUCAAGGGUCAUCUCCAAACAUGACCUGGGCCACUUCAUGUUGCACUGCCUUACCACCGAUGAGUACAAUGGUCACAGCACCUAUCCAUCCCACCAGUACGACUAGAACCCUGGCCUUGUCUAGGAGGAUAACAGGUUGAGAAAUGAGCCACAAAGGGGGAGCAAUAAAUCUUGAACCAAGAGCUUCAAAUUAUUAGAGGA
This is a messenger RNA of Castor canadensis (American beaver), 766 nucleotides long. It is a transcript of the gene Blvrb, whose product is annotated as biliverdin reductase B. NCBI's taxonomy places the organism in Eukaryota, Metazoa, Chordata, Mammalia, Rodentia, Castoridae. The record is from RefSeq and is a predicted model, not a curated record. Gene Ontology annotation, molecular function: biliverdin reductase [NAD(P)H] activity; riboflavin reductase (NADPH) activity.